Messenger RNA from Epinephelus fuscoguttatus (brown-marbled grouper), 1636 nucleotides. RefSeq names its product ribosomal protein S19 binding protein 1 (gene rps19bp1). Gene Ontology annotation, cellular component: nucleolus. The record is from RefSeq and is a predicted model, not a curated record. Gene Ontology annotation, molecular function: enzyme binding. Bases 99 to 581 code for a protein of 160 amino acids. The transcript has 4 exons. Lineage: Eukaryota; Metazoa; Chordata; Actinopteri; Perciformes; Serranidae.
GUCGCUCACCGGAUGUUGAUAGACUCACACGUUGCCGGUGAAUUCUUAUCCAUGUAGCUUGUAGUAAUUUCUAUAAAACCUCAUAUUAUUAAAUCAGGAUGUCGGCGUCGUUGAUCAGGAGAGGACUGGAGCUGCUCAGCGAUGAUAUUAAAGAUGCCAGUAAAGUGAAGAAGAAGAAGCAGCAGCAGCAGACACCCAGCUCGGCCAAAGUGAUGGAGCUGGUGGACACAAAACGACAGGGUGUCACCAAGCAGGUCAAACGGCUGCAGGGUCGCCUGGGUCCUGGCAAGAGCAAAGCUACAGUCAAAGACAAGAGAAUCAAGUCUGCAGUGGAGGAGUUCAGGAAGAAGCAGAGGAAGAGUCAGAUGAGCGCUAAUCUCAAGUACUUUAUGGAAACUGGCUACAAAGCAGCAGAUUCUGACACUUUGAAGAUCUUGAGCCACAAUACAGGGAGACAGUCCAGGAAUCGCCCGGAGACACCUGCCAAGAAGGCCAAGGAGCCGCAGUCUUUGUUCACUGAGGACGAGUUCCAGCAGUUCCAGAAGGAAUAUUUUGGCAGGACUGUGGAGGAGAAGAAAUAAAGUGUACCAAAAUACAAAGACGCUGCAGCCAUGGUGGAAACACCAGGGCUGUGUUUUGUGAAUCAAAGUGGAUUCCCGGACCAGAUUACAGUUCACAGGUGUCAACAGUGGAACAAAAGAUCUUUGGGGAGAAAUGUUUUGAAUCUGUGCUAGUGUUAUUACUGCAGACACAUAGAGUCACAUACAGGGUCAUAUGAUUGUUUCACUCCAAAAUGUGAUUCUGAAAAUAUGUGUCAUGAUGAUAUUGUGGUGCUGACUACUGCUACUUUCACAAAAUAAUUACACAAUGAGAGUUUUGAUAAAUGAUCAUCAGUAAUGUGGAUAUAAUGGGUCCGUGUCAUUGGUUCGACAUCCCAUUAGUCCGGCUGUCUGCAGUGCUGAACGGCUCACAGCGGGCGUAUGGUGCGCCGCAACCGGCUUUAGGCGAAGCAGGCUCACAGCUUAUGUGUUUGUCACUUUCUUUUUCAUUUUAACCCACACCAUGAUCUUUUCCUGACCCUAACCAAGUGGUUUUUGUGCCUAAACCUAACCAGACCUUAACCACAGGGCAUCAUGAUGAUUUCGGAAUGGAUUUCGGAACAGUGAGUUUAAUAUGGUCGGAACAAUGGGAUGUCGAACCAAUGGGCAGUUCCCGGAUAUAAUGACUAAGUGGGCAAACAGUCUGGUGAGCUCAGUAAAUUACAUCACUUUACUGUAAUGUGGCCUUUAAAACCAGGAAAAGACAACACUUCUAAAAUCUAAGACAAUAUGUAGUGACACAUCACCAUAUGGAUAUAAUGUCGAUUUAUUGCCCAGCCCUAGCAUUACCUCAUAUUAUUGAAAAUGUAACCUACAUUAGAUUUGACAGGAAAAGAUUCAGACACAAUAAAAUGUUUGUUUUUUUUUAAUAACUUCUGCGUAAUUAUAAUUAAGUUAUAUUUUGGUUCUUAUUCAUGUUGUUCAGGAAGUUUGUCAGGAUAGACCAGUUUUAUUAGACUUUAAUUGAAUUAAGACUUUUCUUAUGUCUCCACACCGGUGAGAGCUGGGAGGCUUCAUGUUUUCGUGUUGUCCGUCCG